This is a messenger RNA of Amyelois transitella, 1054 nucleotides long. RefSeq lists its product as uncharacterized. Lineage: Eukaryota; Metazoa; Arthropoda; Insecta; Lepidoptera; Pyralidae. The record is from RefSeq and is a predicted model, not a curated record. The transcript is spliced from 3 exons. Bases 1 to 978 code for a protein of 325 amino acids.
AUGAAUUGGAACAAUGAAAAUGUUAUUAAAUUUAUCGAGGCCUAUAAAGAAAGUAAGCAAGUAUUAUGGGACCCCAGCCACAAAAUAUAUUACAACAGGAAUCUGAAGCAGGAGGCCUGGGAUGAACUCUCCGUCGAAAUGGAGUGUCCAGUUGGCGAAUUGAAGAAAAAGAUGGAUUAUUUGUUGGUUGCCCUUCGCCGUGAAAAAUCAAAAAUCGCUAAAACCAGCACAACAGGAAAAGGAGCUGAUGAAGUAUACCAGUCUUCUUGGUUCGCUUUCAAAUUUUUGCAAUUUCUGAUGGACAGAAACAAGCCUCGCCCGAGAAUUAAUACUGAAGACCAAGACCGCGCUUUGAAGGAUAAUACAUCUGAAAAUGAGGAAAAUGACGACAUAGGUGAAGAUCAUGAUCAGUCACAAGAUAAACAACCCCGUUCCACCGUGAGCACUGAAUCGGACCAAACAACCGAUAAUGCAAAGAAUUCAUCAAAAUCGCAAUUCAAAUCUCCACUUCCGAAAAAGAGAAAAUACGACGCGAACCAGAACCCAAUGUUGCAAUCGGCAUUUGAUUUGCUGAAAUCAUCAGCUUCGGCUGCUAAAGCGGUAGCUACUGCUUCGACUGCACCCGCUUCUGGAUUAGACCAGUAUCAGCUAUACGCUAAUUAUUUGGCAAGCAAAUUUAGGAGUUAUUCCAAGCAAACCUACAUGACUGUGGAACAUCAAAUAAACAACAUCCUAUAUAACGCUGAUUGUGGACAAUAUGAAUAUCAGCGCGGGUACUCCACUCCGUCAUCUACGUAUCCCAUGGCUGAGACUACAACUCCACAAAUGUCUGUCAAUUCUUCUUAUUCAAACAGAGCACAAAGUUUAGCCCCGCACAUGACUGAAAAUCAAGCACAUUGUCCAGUGACUCAAGUGGAUGAUUCGUCGAUGGACUCCGAAGAUUCUUUUCGUGAUUUGAUCCAUGACAUCAAUUAUUAGUAAUAAACAAUAAUUGUUUAUAAAAUUAUAAAUAAUUGAUGGCAUGGAUCAAUAAUUAUUUCUAUAAUAAAAAAUA